Molecule: messenger RNA, 1239 nt
Organism: Rotaria sordida
Lineage: Eukaryota; Metazoa; Rotifera; Eurotatoria; Philodinida; Philodinidae
Source: the annotation of a GenBank genome assembly
AUGCAACAAAAUCAACGGUUCGCUCAAACAAAUGUCAAUAAGCUUGCAAUGAAUAAUGGUGAUAUGUCGUCAUUACCAGCGACAUAUAAUCAUAUUCAAAUAAUCACAGCAUAUCAAUUGAAACAACUGUUGUACAAUUUUGUUCGAUUACUACCAUUAACAAUAAAUAAAAAACCAGUACAUCAUCGUCAAGUUCCAACCACAUUUUCUUCAUCAAUUUUUGCAUCAAAUGAAAAUCAAAAUAAAGAAGAAACAACAUUAAUUUGGUGUGAUAAAAAUAUUGAUAUUCAUGAUGAUACAAAGAAAACGGCUGAAUUAUUACAACAAGUUAACGAUUAUAUUCUUAUCUGUUCAAAUCUUGAUACAUGUUUGGAAUAUAUUAAUCAAAUCAAAACAGAAAAAGUUUUUCUUAUCUUAUCAGGUCAAAGUGCAGAUGAAAUGAUUGACAAAGUUCAUGAUUAUAAACAAGUAGAUUCGAUUUAUAUCUUUUGUAUAAACAACAUCAAAUAUGAACAUUAUUUAAAAGAAGAUCAUGAGAAAUACUAUAAAUUAGUUGGAAUAUAUACUGAACAUGAACCAUUAUUGAGAGCUAUACAAGAGAAUAUUCGUUAUUUAAUUAAACAAUCACAAGCUGCAAGUUUAUUUGAGCAAGAUGAACGAUCAAUGAGAAAUUUAAGUAGUGAAUUACAUAACUUUGAUGCAUUUCGUGCAUUCAAAUAUGUUUUAUUGAAAACUGAUUAUGAUCGAGAACAAGCAAAAAGAGAAAUGUUAGAAACAUGUCGAAAUUACUAUCGAGGAAAUAAGAAAGAAUUAGCGAAUAUCAACGAAUUUGAACAAAUUUACAAAUCAACUAAUGCUAUUCAUUGGUACACACGACAAACAUUUGUUUAUCGAUUAGUUAAUAAAGCUCGAAGAACUGAAGAUUAUGAAGCAUUAUUAAUUCUUCGAUUCUUUGUUAUUGAUCUAUGCGAAAAUCUUCGAUUGAAAUAUGACGAUCUGAAACAACGUCAAGAACAAUUAGGUUCAUCAACAGUUGUAUCUUAUCGUGGUUCGAAACUAUCAUCACCUGAAAUUUACAAUCUUAAAUAUAAUAUUGGUAAAAGUAUUGCUACAAAUGGAUUUCUUUCGACGAGUAGAUCGAAAGACGUAGCCAACAUAUUUGCUAAGAAAGGAACAAAACGUUUAGGUGUAGAAACUGUCAUCAUUGAAAUUCAUGUUGACACAACAAAAUUAACCACA